AUGUCCUCCAUCCUAGAAUCCCCGAAGGACUUCAGUCGCAGAAGCUUCCACCAAAGUCUGAGUUUAUCCACGCAGGGCCCUUCACUCAGCCCAAGCGUGAGGAGCAUGCCGCCCCUCUGGGCUGCACCCAGCGUCUAUGGGGGAGCCGGAGGCUACGGCACCCGCAUCUCCACCUCCAGAAGCACAGCGAGCUCUCACAGCAUCCCCACCAGCGUCGGGGGCCUCCUUAAUGGCAAUGAGAAGACGACUAUGCAGAACCUAAAUGACCGUCUAGCGAGCUACCUAGAGAAGGUGCGCUUUCUGGACCAGUCCAACUCCAAACUGGAAGCGCAGAUCAAGCAGUGGUACGAGACCAAGGCACCCAGCAGUGGUCGGGACUACAGCGCAUAUUACAAACAAAUCCAAGAGCUGCAAAAUCAGAUUAAGGAUGCUCAGCUGCACAAUGCACGAUGUGUCCUGCAAAUUGACAACACUAAGCUGGCCGUCGAGGACUUCAGACUGAAGUAUGAGACUGAGAGGGCCAUGCACCUGACCCUGAAAGUCGACCUCCAAAGCCUGAGUAAGGUCUUUGAUGAUCUAACCCUACACAAGACAGACUUGGAACUUCAAAUUGAGGAACUGAAUAGAGACCUGGCUGUCCUCAAAAAAGAGCACAAGGAGGAAGUGGAUGGCCUGCAGAGGCAUCUGGGCAAUACCGUCAACGUAGAGGUGGACGUUGCUCCGGGCCUGAACCUCAGUGCCAUCAUCAAUGAAAUGAGGCAGAAAUAUGAAGUCAUGGCCCAGGAGUACAUUCAGAAGGCCAAAGAACAGUUUGAGAUGCAGAUUGAAGAUCUGCAACAAGAGGUCACAGUGAGCACAGAAGAGUUAAAAGAAACUGAGGCUCAACUGAAGAAGCUGAGGAACACCUCCCAGAGCCUGGAGAUAGAGCUCCAGUCCUGCUACAGUGUGAAAACAUCUUUGGAACACACACUAGAGGAGACCAACGUUGCUUACAGCGGCCAGUUGGCCAACCUCCAGGCCAGGCUGAACGCUGUAGAGGAUGAACUGAUGCAGGUUCGGGGAGACGCAGAACGCCAGAAGGCUGAAUACCUUACUCUUCUUGACGUAAAGAUCAGGCUUGAGCAGGAGAUUGCUACUUACCGCCGCCUUCUGGAAGGAGAAGAUGUCAAAAUGACAGAAUAUCAGUUGAACACCCUGGAAGAGAAAGAUGUAAAGAAAACCAGGAAGAUCAAGACCCUCGUGCAAGUCCAAGAAGUCGUGGACGGCAAGGUUGUGUCAUCUACAGUCAAAGAAAUCAAAGAGAUGGAAGAAAACAUAUAA
Molecule: messenger RNA, 1320 nt
Organism: Otolemur garnettii (small-eared galago)
Lineage: Eukaryota; Metazoa; Chordata; Mammalia; Primates; Galagidae
Gene: KRT20
Product: keratin 20
Exons: 8
Coding region: 1-1320 (439 amino acids)
Molecular function (GO): structural molecule activity
Source: RefSeq, a predicted model, not a curated record